Messenger RNA from Podarcis lilfordi (Lilford's wall lizard), 14902 nucleotides. The record is from the annotation of a GenBank genome assembly. NCBI's taxonomy places the organism in Eukaryota, Metazoa, Chordata, Lepidosauria, Squamata, Lacertidae.
GCGCUCUCGCCACCCACCGACACCUCCAUAUCGAAGCCCUUUCGGGAGCAGGAAAGAGGCGGGGGGCGUGGCUUCCCGACCCGGGCCCCGCCCCUUUCGAAUCCUGCAACAUUGUAGCCGCUCACGCGGAGGCUCCCGGCUUCCCCCCUCCCCCGGUAGGAACGAAACGGCGGUGGGGGGGGGAGGAAAAGGGGGGGGUGUACUCUGGGAGGGGGGAGCCCCCAAAAGAAGAUCACCCAAUGUCUCAUUUAUUUAUUUUAAAUUGGGCGGCGGGGGAGGUGUCCCUAUAGGACUCUGGAUUGGGGGGGGGAUUCCAGCAGGGGUUUUUUUGGGGGGGGGGGUGAUCAGGAAUUCCUAUGGGGGGAAGUCCCAGGAGGCCUGUAAGCCCCCCCUAAAAAAAACCUGGGUCGUCUUCUUAUCAUGCGAUUUCACGUAAUUUUGUUUCCAAAUGCCCCCCCCCCAUGGAAAACGUUUAUUUAGAGGUCCUACUUUUUGGGGGGGUGAUCAGGCAUUCCUCAGGGGGGGAGUCCCAGGAGGCCUGUAAGCCCCCCCCAAAAAAAACCCUGGAUCGUCUUAUCAUGUGAUUUCACGUAAUUUUGUUUCCAAAUGCGCCCCCCCCCCCCAUGGAAAACGUUUAUUUAGAGGUCGUGCUUUUCUGCAAGGCGCCUGGCUCUCCAAAAUGCCCCCCUCCCGUUAAUGGAGACACUAUUGGGAAUUAAGACCCCAAUUAUUAUUAUUAUUAUUAUUAUUAUCAUCAUUAUUAAUCUUGCACCGAUUUAUCAGUGUGUGUGUCUUUUUGCAAAUCCGUUUCUGUGGUUUCCCCAUCUCUCUUCCCCCAUCGCUUCCUCUCCUCUCUCUCCACCUUGAAAGCUCUUUCUAAAAGCACCCCCCCUUCCCCAGAUCGCUGACACCUCCCUCUAGGAUCCAGGGAACCCCUCCAUGGCCCACCUGUUUGAAGAAGAUCGAAAAAAAGGUUUUCUGGGAGCAGACUGAGGGGUGAGUACCUCCCAGGUGGAAUACCAGUAGCAAAGGCAUCCAGGAAUUCCCAAUUUCUCAGGUGGAUCUGCAGAACCCCAAGGGGUUUGCAGGGGAAGAGAAAACCCAGCAGUGUUCGGGUCUGGAAUUCUGCUGGUGGGUGGCGGCAGACUCUGCACGUGCUCAGAGGUACCCUUGUUUUUGCAUAUUUAUUUAUUUGGCGGCAGGCACGGUUUUCGCUGCUCUCCGUUUUAUCCUCACGACAACCCUGUGAAGUAGGUUGGGCCGAGAGGAUGGCCCAAGGUCAUCUUUGGAGGGAUUUGAAUUCUAGUCUUCCUGGUCCUAUUCUGACACGCUAAACCCAGAUGGGAUUACUUACUGGGUGCUAAGAGGCAUGGCGGGCUGGUCUCAGGGGAUCAAGUUCAUCAGCUUUGUUCAGUUGAACUAAAUGGCUCCAACAGGACUGGAAUAAAUAUGCAAUUAAUUUGGAUUUUAUUGUUAUCUGCCUUAGUGGGUCAAGCAAGCCACUGUUCUGAAUAAUGCUUUUUUGUAGGGUAGGGGGGCACUGGGGAUGACCGGAAAAGUCUGCGACCAGAAGGAGGAGGAGUAUCAGGAAGAAUGGAUGAAAUUUAAAGACUAUUUAGCUAAAUAUGUCAAGAUAACUUAAUUGGAAAAUUUUGCAAAUAAUAGAUAGGCUUAGGAUUUAAAUAUGUAAGGAUAAGACUUAAGAUGUUUAAAGCUAAAUUAAAAAGAAUGAAAGAUGUUAAGUCAUCAAGGUAAUUUUUUGAGAAAAUCAAUUUGGGAAAACUGUUAAAAUGAUAUAGAAUGAAAUUCAUCCAAGGGGAUUUGAGGAAGUCACUUAAUAAUGUUACCAAGAUUUAAACAGGAUGUAUGUAUGUUUGUUUGUCUGUAUGUUUGUUUGUUUUGAAUUUUUGAAAAUUAAUAAAAAAAAUUGGAAAAAAACAAAAAAAAAGUUUGGUAACUACUGCUCUAACCACUGCACCACAUUGCCUCUCUUGCAUGUGGGAAUCUAGAGAUCAGAUGCUUCCCAGUCCUUCUAAUGAUGCCUGGGGGGAGCAGAAAAUAAUUUAAUCUCGUGCCAGGAAAAAGUUGAAUGGAUGUUAUUGGAAGAAGCUGCUUGAGCAAUAAUUAGGAAAUCUAAGCUUCAGUCAUAAUUAGGGUUUUCUUUUCCCCCGGACCGUCUCCCUCGCUCCCUAAGCAGGAUCCAUGCUGGGCUCGGUCGUGGUUCACCCUGAAGCCCCAGACGGAGGCUGGGGGUGGAUUAUCGUCCUCUCGGCCUUCCUCCAAUCCGCGUUGGUCUUUGGCGUGAUCCGUUCCUUCGGCGUCUUCUUUGUGGAGUUUGUGACGUACUUUGAUGAGCUUUCCGGGCGGAUCUCCUGGAUCACCUCGAUUGGGAUCGCGGUGCAACAGUUUGCGAGUGAGUGGAAUGGCGGCGGGUGUGUUUGUUUGUGGGACACGUGCUAUGGGCUGCCUGCCUGCGCUCGGCGCGAAAUCCUUGCCCCACGUGCGCUGGGAAACCGCCUUCCGCGUCCUUCCUCGCCAUUGGCCGGGGUGCUGUGACGUCACGGAAGCGCUCGCGAACAUUCUGCAGCUCAGGCAGAAGGACUGAAAGAUCAGAAACUGGUCCUAAUAUAUCUAUUAAAAAUAAAUAUUAUAAUAAUUAAUACAUGGUGCUAUGGGGGGGGGUCUGCUCCAUAUUUCUGAAUUGCAAUGGGGUUGGGCCAGAUGACCCUUUGGGUCCCACUCCUUCCAACCCUGCAAUUCUGUGAUUCUAAUAGCCCAUAGCAGCGCCGGGUGCGAAUUCCUGUUCAGAACUGGGGAAGGAAGAUUCUGCUCCUUGCAUCAGCAAUGCAGUGACCGGCAUCCCUUUCUCUUCCUUGGCAGGUCCGGUGGGCAGCGCUUUGAGCUCUCGCUAUGGGGCCCGCCCUGUCAUCAUGGCCGGCGGGUUUUUCUCGGGCCUGGGCUUCCUGCUGGCCUCCUUUGCCACCUGCCUGGCUCACCUGUACCUCUGCAUCGGACUCCUCUCAGGUGCGUCGAAACUGCGUGACCUGCAUUGCUAUCGUUUGCAAGAAACCAAUCUUUCAGUGUGGACUUUGGAACUCCUUGCCUCUUGACACCAGGCAAGGUCCCUUCAAAGUGCUCUUUUCGGCACCUGCUAAAAACACCUCCAGCGGUGCAAUGGGUCUCUGGCUGUUAACCUUGAGCCCACCCAAGGGGCAGGAUUCCUGCAUUGUAGGGGGUUGGACUAGAUGACCCUCAGGGGUCCCUUCCAUCUCUACAUUUGUAUGAGUCUUGCUUAGGCAAGGCCUGUCCCCGAUGCUUACAAAGCCGAUGCAAUUUUUAAUCUUUUUUUUUAGCAUUUUUUCCAACUUUUCAAAAGUCCUUCAUUUUUCCUAUUGAUAAAUUUAUUGUUUUAUCACUUUUGCAAACCACCUUGGGGUCUUUAAAUGACCAAACAGCAUCUAAAUGUCAUGAAAUAACAAAUAAUCAACGUACAAAUCUGCUUGCCCCCCCAAACUAUCCACUCUUGUGGUGGUUUUACCCUGACUCUGCAACUGCAAUGUGUUAGUUUUCCAUCUUUUUUCUUGACAGGCAUAAUUAUUAUUUUUUGGCUUCCAAGAUCUCAAUAUAUUUAUUUGGCGGUCCUUUUUUUUUUAGCAAAGGCUGCGGUAACAGAGAGAUGAGGGGAGGAGAGCGUUGGUGGGAGAGAGCCAGUCUUUGAAGAAAAUGGCCGCCAUUUUUUAAAGGCAGCCUCCUCUGAGCCAAUGCCCUCCAGAUGUUGCGAACCACAGCAGAUACCCUCCAGAUGUUUCGGUCCAAAAUGUUUCGGUCCGAAACAUCUGGAGGGCACCAGCCCAGAGAAGGAGAAGCCAUAUAUCCAAGGGGAUACUUGGAUAUCUGAGGAAGAAGCAAAGUCAGGCUCUAGUUCAAGAUGGCUGCCGUUCCCCUGAGGAAAUAGCCAUGAUACACAAUGGGUUAUUUGUUCAUUUUAGAUUUAUGCGUUGGUUUUGCAAACUCCUUUUUUCUCUUCCAGUUUUUUUCAUUAAUUUUCCAAAUUUAUAACAAACAGAUAAGAAAAAGAAAAUCCAAACAAACAAACAAACAAACAGUUAUCCUGAUUAUAAUAAUUCCACUUUUGUUAACAUUGUUAGGUGACUUCCUCGAAUCCCCCUGGCUGAGUUUCCAUAUAAAUCAUUGCAAUAGUUUUCCAAAACUAUUUCCCCAUAAAAUUUACUUGGUCAAUGAACAUCUUACUUUCUUUUCAUUUUUAACUUUAACGUAAUAUUUUGCACAUCACAUUUUCAAAUCCUAGGCCUGUUUGGUACUCGCAAGUAAUUCUAAUUAUAUUAUCUUAAGAUAUUUAGCUAAAUAGUCUUUGAAUUUCUUCCACUCCUCUUGGUGCUCAUCCUCCCUCUGGUCACAGAUUUUUCCGGCUAGCUCCGAAAAGUCCAUCAUCUUCAUCUGCCAUUCCUCCACCGUUGGGACUUCUUGUAAUUUCCAAUUUUUGGCCAGCAAAAUUCUAGCAGCUGUUGUGGCAUACAAAAACAUAUUUUCUGAGUAAUUCCAAACCUAUUAUUCCAAGUAGAAAGGCUUCUGGUUUCUUAAUAAAUGUAUAUUUCAACGUUUUUUCCCAAUUCAUUGUAUAUCUUUUCCCAGAAGUCUUGCACCUUGGGGCAGCUCCACCACAUAUGAUAAAAAGUACCUUCUUUUUCUUUACAUUUCCAACAUAGGUUAUCGGUCUUAUGGUAAAUCUUUGCUAAUUUUACAGGGGUUAAGUACCAUCGAUACAUCAUUUUCAUAAUGUUUUCUUUUAAUGCAGUACAUGCAGUGAACUUAACCCCUUUCCUCCACAACCUUUCCCAGUCUUCAGACAUUAUAUUAUGUCCAACAUCUCUUGCCCAAUCUAUCAUCACAGAUUUAAUUUGUUCGUCCUUUGUAUGCCGCUCCAACAUGGUUUUGCAAACUUCAGCAAACACGGACAUGGUAUAAGUUAAAAUUCCUGAGGGCGGCUAACUGAGGGAAGGGUUAGGCCUCAUUUUAGCUUAAUGGUUGCCAUCAAUUUGAUUUUAAUUGGGAAUCUGGUGCUAAGCUAGACAGUCGCCAUUUUGUCUUGAUCCCGGCAGCCAUUUUUGGCCUGAUCCUUGUGUUCUUUGGGGGAUCUCCGUGCCUCCCUUUCUGCGUUUCGUUCUGGUCGCCUCGCCUCAGAAAGGGUAUCGAGUCGAGUUGGGGAAAGGAAGGGUCCAGAAAUGUUUAUAGAAAAGAUGGAGAUUGCAGCUAGAGAAAAGCCUUUUUCCUCUGUUGAUCUCUCUUUUUUUCUUUUUUUUUAAAUAAUAAUAUUUAUUCCAAGUUUAAAGUUACAAAAAGAAAAAGGAACAAUACAAAAUACAAAAAAGAAUAUAGCAAUAACAGAGAGAGAAGAGAAAAAAAAGAGAGAGAGAAAAAAAGAAGGUAUAAAAAUACAUUCAAUUGAAAUAGAACAAGAACAGAUUAAACCUUUACAUAACUUUUUUCCUUUCCUUAUUUCCUUGACCUCCUCUCACCUCCCAAUUUUGUAUUCUAGUUCAGAUCGUUUUUCAGCAAAUCCUUCCAACCUUAUUUUCAUUUACGUAGUUUAAUUUAAAGUAUUAUAAUUUAACAUCCUCUCUUUCAUCAGUUUCAUCAACUCAUUUUUGCUUAAUCCUUUAUAUCAUAUCUACCAAAACUACCUAAUUUUCUUUUUCCAACAUCUUUCUAAUAGUCUUUAAUAUUACAAUAUUUUUGAAGAUAUACUUUAAAUUUUUUCCAAUCUUCUUCCACCGACUCUUCUCCUUGGUCCCGGAUUCUGCCAGUCAUCUCAGCCAAUUCCAUAUAGUCCAUCACUUUCGUCUGCCAUUCUUCUCGGGUGGGUAAUUCUUGUGUCUUCCAAUACUUUCCGAUGAGUAUUCUUGCUGCUGUUGUGGCAUACAUAAAAAAGGUUCUAUCCUCCCUUCGCACCAAUUGGCCGACCAUGCCCAGAAGGAAGGCCUCUGGUUUCUUCUGGAAGGUAUAUUUAAAUACCUUUUUCAUUUCAUUAUAAAUCAUCUCCCAGAAGGCCUUAAUCCUUGGGCAUGUCCACCAAAGGUGAAAGAAUGUGCCCUCAAUCGCUUUACAUUUCCAACAUUUAUUAUCGGGCAAAUGAUAAAUUUUUGCCAGCUUUUUCCUCUGUUGAUCUCAGGGCAGUUCAAUAAAAAAAGAAAAACACAAAAUGCACGAUAAAAACAAGGACAGGAAACACAAGCCAACAAACCUCCCACAAACGUGUUUUAAAAAGGGUAUCAUAUGUUAACCAGCCCAAGGCCUCGUUGAAGAGGGAAUGUUUUUGCCUGGUGCCCAAAGGUGUAUAAUGAAGGCGCCAGGCGAGCCUCGCUGAGAGGAGCAUCCCACGAACAGGGAGCCACCACCGAAAAGGCCUGUUGUCGUGUUGCCACCCUCCUGUGAAAGAGGCACACAAAGAUGGGCCGUGGGUGCGGAUCUCAGGGUCCGGGUCGGUUCGUAGGUCCUUGAGUUAUUGGGGUAGUUCCCUUGGGGAGGGCACGAGGCUCUUCAUCUCAGGGCUGCAGGUUCGAGUCCCAUGCUGGGCAAAACGAUUCCCGGGUUGCGCUAGAUGACCCUCGGGGGUCCCUUCCAACUCUGCGAUUCCAUUUUAAAGCUCCGCAGGCACAAAACCAGCACUUUGGGACGCUCUUGUUUCUACAACUAAUCCAGAAAGCGGCAGCUAGACUGGUGACUGGGAUUGGCCACCGAGACCAUUUAACACCGGUCUUGAAAGACCUACACUGGCUCCCAGUAUGUUUCCGAGCACAAUUCAAAGUGUUGGUGCUGACCUUGAAAGCCCAAAACGGCCUCAAAGGCCCAGUAGACCUGAAGGAGCGUCUCCACCUCCAUCGUCCAGCCCGGACACCUGGGUCCCUCCCAAGGGCCUUCUGGCGGUUCCUCCUGCGAGGCCAAGUUUCAGGGAAACAGGCAGAGGGCGCCCGCCCUGUGGAAUGCACUCCCAACAGAUGUCAAAGAGAAAAAUAACUACCAAACUUUUAGAAGACAUCUGAAGGCAGCCCUGUUUAGGGAAGCCUUUAAUGUUUAAUAGGUUAUUGUAUUUUAGUGUUUCGUUGGAAGCCGCCCAGAGUGGCUGGGGAAACCCAGCCAGAUGGGUGGGGUACGAAUAUUAUUAUUCUGAAUAUUAUUAUUAUUAUCUUGGCAGGUUUCGGCUGGGCCUUGGUCUUCACGCCCUCCCUGGCGUCGGUCGCCCGGUACUUCAAGCGCCGCCGGACGCUGGCCACCAGCCUGGCCUUGACGGGCGUGGGCCUCUCGUCCUUCGCCUUCUCGCCGCUCUUCCAGUUCCUGGUGGACACCUACGCCUGGCGAGGGGCCCUCCUCAUCGUGGCGGGCAUGUCCUUCAACCUGGUGGUCUGUGGGGCCCUCAUCCGCCCCAUCACCCUCAAGGAAGACCUGCCCGGUCCGGCGGGCCGCGGCGCGAGAGGGACGUGCUGGGCGCGAUUCUCCUCCCUCUUCGGCCUCCACCUCCUCGGCCACUUUGCCUUCAUGAGGUUCGUCCUGGCCGUCACCCUGGUCAACACGGGCUACUUCGUCCCCUACGUCCACCUGGUGGCCCGCGCCAGGGAACUGGGCUUUGAUGAGUACCAGGCAGCCUUCCUCAUGUCGCUGGCGGCCGUGGCCGACCUGUUUGGCCGCCUCUUCUCCGGCUGGCUGGCCAACUGCCGCGGCUGCCGCCUGGCCCGCAUCCUGGUGGCCUGGACCUUCCUGACCGGCGUGGCCUUGGUGGCCGUCCCGUGGGGCCGCGACUACCCGCUUCUGGUGGCCAUUAGCCUCUGCUACGGGUUCUGCUCGGGGGCCCUGACGCCCGUCGUCUUCUCCAUUAUCCCAGAGAUCGUGGGCAUCGCCAACAUCUUCAGCUCCAUGGGGCUACUGCAGAUGAUCGAGAGCAUUGGGGGGGCUGCUGGGGGCGCCCCUUUCUGGUAGGUGGUGCCAUUUAUCACAUUUACUUGCCCACCGCGUAGGCGGUUUGAAUCCCCGCGACGGAGUGAGCUCCCGUUGCUCAGUCCCUGCUCCUGCCCACCUAGCAGUUCGAAAGCACACCAGCGCAAGUAGAUAAAUAAGUACCGCUCUGGCGGGAAGGUAAACGGCGUUUCCGUGCGCUGCUCUGCCACGUGCGCAGUCGGCCAUGACUGGACAUAAUGGUCAGGGGUCCCUUUACCUUUACCUUACCACUGUAAUUAAAAAAAAAGGAUGCAGAAUCGUAGAAUUGUAGCAGUUGGAAGGGACUACGAGGGUCAUCUAGUCCAACCCGCUGCAAUUCAGGAAUCUAUCCAAGAGGCCUGAUCCAGGCAGGGCACCUUUCCAUGUUCCUAGCGCAGCAGCACCCCCUUUCUGAAGUGAGCAUCCGCAAUGGGCAUUCCCGGUGUCUAGCUGUCAACUUUUCCCUUUUCUUGCGAGGAAUCCUAUUCGGAAUAAGGGUAUUUCCCUUUAAAAAAGGGAAGCGUUGACAGCUAUGGCCCAAGGUCUCCCAGUGAGCUUCAUGGCUGAGUGGGGAUUUGAACGCCGGCCUCUCCCAGGUCCUAUUCUGACACUCGCAACCACUGCACAUGGCUCUGAUCCUGGCCUGCAUUUUCCUCCCGUAUUAAUAAUAAAUUUUAUUUAUAUCCCGCCUUCCCCAGCCGGGCUCAGGGUGGCUAACAACAAUAAAACAGUACAGAAGUACAGCACAAACAACACUCUAAAAUCAUUCAUUAUAAAAUUAAUUAAUUCAAGCCACUGGAAGCCAUUGGGCCAGAGCUCCGCGAAGAUUGCUGAGGGAGGGAGUCAGGCUGCGCCCUGGCCAAAGGCCUGGUGGAACAGCUCUGUCUUGCAGGCCCUGCGGAAAGAUGUCAAGUCCCGCAGGGCCCUGGUCUCUUGGGACAGAGUGUUCCGCCAGAUCGGGGCCACAGCCGAAAAGCCCUGGCUCUAGUUGAGGCCAGCCUAACUUCUCUGUGGCCUGGGACCUUCAAGAUGUUUUUAUUUGAAGACCGUAAGUUUCUCUGUGGGGCAUACCAGGAGAGGCGGUCCCGUAGGUACGAGGGUCCUAGGCCGUAUAGGGCUUUAAAGGUUAAAACCAGCACCUUAAACCUGAUCCUGUACUCCACCGGGAGCCAGUGCAGCUGGUAUAGCACCGGGUGAAUGUGAUCUCGCAGCGAGGACCCCGUAAGGAGUCUUGCUGCAGCAUUCUGCACCCGCUGGAGUUUCUGGGUCAGUCUCAAGGGCAGCCCCACGUAGAGCGAGUUACAAUAAUCCAGUCUGGAGGUGACCGUCGCGUGGAUCACAGUGGCUAGGUCAGGGCGAGAGAGGUAAGGAGCCAACUGCUUAGCUUGGCGGAGAUGGAAAAAUGCCGCCUUUGUUGUAGCUGCAAUCUGCGCCUCCAUGGAAAGGGAGGUGUCGAAGAUUACACCCAAACUCUUAACGGACGGUGCUGGCACUAAUUGCGCCCCCGCAAGAGAUGGGAGUUGCCCCCCCCCAAUCCCAUAUCGUCCCGUCCCAGCCACAGGACCUCUGUCUUCGAAGGAUUUAGCUUCAACCAGCUCCCACGUAACCAUCCAGCCACAGCUUCCAAACAUCUGGUCAGUGUGUCUGGGGCCGAGUCAGGAUGGCCAUCCAUCAACAGAUAGAGUUGGGUGUCAUCAGCAUACUGAUGGCAACCCAGCCCAAAACUCCGGACAAGCUGGGCGAGGGGGCGCAUAAAGAUGUUGAAAAGCAUCGGGGAGAGUAUCGCACCCUGAGGUACUCCACACACCAAGGAGUGGCGCGAUGACAAUUCCCCCCCAAGCGCCACCCUCUGUCCCCGACCAGAGAGAAACGAGCGCAGCCAUUGAAGGACUGUGCCCUGGAUCCCCACGUCGGCAAGGCGGUGGUCCAGAAGUUCGUGAUCGACCAUGUCGAAAGCUGCUGACAGAUCUAGAAGAAUCAGCAGCCCCGACCCACCUCGAUCCAGCUGUCUACGAAGAUCAUCUGUUAGGGCGACCAGAGCCGUCUCGGUCCGGAAGCCGGACUGGAAUGGAUCCAGAGCCGAUGUUUCAUCCAGAAACCCACCAAGCUGUUCAGCAACCGCUCUCUCAAUCACCUUACCCAGGAACGGAAGAUUCGAAACCGGGCGGUAAUUGGAUAGAUCUAAAGGAUCUAAUGAUGUUUUCUUUAAGAGCGGGCGCACCACUGCCUCCUUCAGUUCCCCUGGGAAUGUCCCCGUGCCAAGGGACAAAUUGAUAAUAUCCCUAGGAGGGCCCGCACCUCGUCUGGACACGCUCUAAUCAGCCAAGACGGGCACGGGUCGAGAGGACAGGUGGUGGGCUUUCCAGCUCGGAGGAGUCUGUCCACAUCGGCUGGGGAUAUCCGGUUGAAGUGGUCCAAUACUGGACCCGAGGACAGUCGAGGGGCCUCCAGUUCCUUUAUUGUAUCCAAAUUGGCAGGGAGGUCAUGGCGGAGCAACAAGACCUUCUCCGCCAACACGCUCGCACAUGCCACACCGCUGUGUGUCAAAUUGUUAUUUAAAUUUGGCUGUCCCUCAAGGGACGUUAAAGACCUGAUUAUACUAAAUAAUUGCGCCGGGCGAGAGCUAGCGGAUGCAAUGGAGGCCGAGAAGUAAGACUUCUUAGCAGCCUUCACCGCCAUCUCGUAGGUUUUCAUAAAAGCCCUAUAAGAUGUUCUUGAGGCUCCGUCACGGGCACCCCGCCAUACUCGCUCUAGCCGUCUGAGGUCCCGCUUCAUUUUCCGGAGCUCCUCGGUAAACCAGGGAGCCCGGUUUCUGCGGGGUCGCAGAGGGCGCUUAGGUGCGAUCUCAUCGAUGGCUGCCAGGAGCUGGAUAUUCCAGCCCUCAACAAGCUCAGUCAAUGAGUCACCAGGGGGAGCAAGGUCCCGCAAGGCUUGGCGGAAUCUAUCAGGGUCCAUCAGCCUCUGUGGGCGAGCCCAAAUCGGCUCGCCACCUAAGCAGGGUGGGGGUGGAAAGUCAAUCCUGGCUUUCAGAGCGUAGUGAUCAGACCAUGGCACCUUCAUCGAAGGAGACAUGAUCACAUCUAUACCUACGCCAAAGAUCAAAUCCAGCGUGUGGCCUGCUUGAUGUGUGGGGCCCGAAACAAACUGGGAGAGCCCUAGUGUCGCCAUGGAAGACACCAGGUCCAGAGCCUGUGAGGAGGGAGUGGCAUCAGCAUGGAUGUUGAAGUCCCCCAAUACCAAUAGGUUAGGGAACUCCAAGGCCCAGCCGGCCACCGCCUCCAGCAGGCCUGACAGGGUGGCUGCUGGUGCGCUAGGUGGCCGGUACACCAGCCAGACAGCCAAGCUCUCCUCGGAGCCCCACACUAGGCCAACACAUUCAAUGCCGGGGAUCGAUGGCGAUGGUAGAGCCCUGAAAGGACAAUCUUCCCGGAUUAAUAAUGCCACCCCUCCCCCCCGGCCCACAGUCUGCGACUGGUGGAGGACAGAGAAACCCGGGGGCGCCAUCUCUCGUAAGGUCACUGUUGCCCCAUCGCGCACCCAGGUCUCCGUCACACAAGCCAGGUCGACCCCCUGCGAGAUAAAGAAAUCUCGCAGGGUGGCGGUUUUGUUGCCUAUAGACCUGGCAUUGCACAGCACCAGUGACGGAGGUGAGUAAUCCUUGCUCACCCUACCCUCGUCCCUCGGGAUGAGGCGCAGAUUGGAAGGGGUACGAGCAUAUCCAUAUCUCGAUCCCCUUCGCCUAUAACAUCUGCCCCCACCGCCAUACCUCCCUCGCCCCUCCACGGUAGCAAUCCCAAGCCUCAUAGUAGCCUCCAUUGAUGGCAAUUAAUGUUAUUCUUUCGCAGCCUAAAACAAUAAAACCUUAAAACAAUAAAAACAAAAAACAAAAACAACCCAGAGAACAAUAAAACAAUACAAAUAAAAAUCGCAAAAAUUACAAAUUCAUCAAAAGCUAACAAAUUCCCAAGCCCACCCAAACAUCCAUCCCACCCCCAUAUAUAAAAAUCUAAAGGGAAAGGGAGAUUUUAAAACAUGUUAAACUGGCACAUGUUAAACUGUUCUGGCACAUAAAUGAGCCUUUUAAGGUAAAGGUAAAGGGACCCCUGACCAUUAGGUCCAGUCGUGGCUGACUCUGGGGUUGUGGCGCUCAUCUCGCCCUAUAGGCCGAGGAAGCCGGCGUACAGCUUCCAGUCAUGUGGCCAGCAUGACUAAGCCGCUUCUGGCGAACCAGAGCAGCGCACGGAAACGGCGUUUACCUUCCCACCGAAGCGGUACCUAUUUAUCUACUUGCACUUUGACGUGCUUUCGAACUGCUAGGUUGGCAGGAGCAGGGACCGAGCCACAGCAGCUCACCCCAUCGCAGGGAUUCGAACCGCCGACCUUCUGAUCGGCAAGUCCUAGGCUCUGUGGUUUAACCCACAGCGCCACCCGCGUCCCUUAAAUGAGCCUUUUAGCUCCUCACAAAUAUUUGGUUCCAUGCCGGGCCGUUAUAUAAAGCAGGUUUGCAGCUUCCGGAAUUGGAACUGGGUUAAGAGGUGUGUGUGGCUGAACAUGUUCCAAAUAAAUUUUUGUCUCCGCAGGGAGGCGAAGCGGGUUUCCUACGCAGUUGCGUUUGGUUCCCAGCUCAAGGAGCGAGAUAGGAACACAGGAAUGGCCCUCUGUCAGGGGGUCCGCUUACCUCAGUGGGGCCUGUGCCAGCAGGUAGCCAACACGGUUCCAUCCAGGUGCCGUCGUACUACAACUCCCAUCAUCCACGAGAAAUCAGCUCAGCUGACUCAGGAUGAUGGGAGCUGUAGUCCAACAACGUCUAGGUGGGGGGCACCGGGGCUGAAGAACUUUGUAAUAGAGCAGCCUUUCCCAAACUUGAGUCCCCAGAUGUCAUUGGACUACAGCUCCCAUCAUCCUUGACCGCUGGUCAUGCUGGCGAGGAAUGAUGGGAGUUGUAGUCCAACAACAUCUGGGGACCCACAGGUUGAGAAACACUGCUCUAAACAGCCCUUUCUGGGCAAAGUGAUGGCACUGCCAGUUAUUAUGUUCUAGGUGUGUCUUGAGGCUUAUGUUCUAGGUGUGUCUUGAGGGUUAUGUUCUAGACCGCCCUUCCCCAAUCUCCUACCCUUCAGGUGUUUGGGACCUCAUCUCUUCCCGUCUGUGGCCACUGACCCAGGCUGACAGGAACUACAGUGCAAAACAUCUGGAGGACACUACUGGUCAUGCUGGCUAGGUGUGAUGGGAGUUGUAGUCCAACAACAUCUGGGGAACCACAGGUUGAGAAGCACUGCUCUAAACUACCUCUAAACAGCCCUUUCUGGACAAGGAAGCCAAGUAAAUAAUCUCCCUACCACUGCUAGGUCCACACCUGCAUCAGAAGUGACGGCACUGCCAGUUAUUAUGUUCUAGGUGUGUCUUGAGGGUUAUGUUCUAGACUGCCCUUCCCCAAUCUCAUACCCUUCAGGGGUUUGGGACCUCAUCUCUUCCCGUCUGUGACCACUGGCUGGGGCUGACAGGAACUACAGUGCAAAACAUCUGGAGGGCACUAGGUUGAGACAGACUGUUCUAGGUUGUUCCAGGUCGCUCUUCCUUUCUCUUCCAGGUUGGCUGAGGGACGCAACAGGGGACUACGUUGCUUCUUUCUUAGUGGCCGGGUCGUUCAUGUUCGCCGGAAGCCUCGUCCUGAUGACUCUGCCCAACUUCUCCAGCUGCCUUGCCCCGCCGUCUGUGCCAGAACCCAGUGCCAAGAUGGAAGCUGGCGAGGGUACUGUCUUGGCAUCAGCAACUCCUGUGGGGGUCCUCUCUCCCCACGACUGCCACCCUUACAAGGUCAUGCCUGAGACAGAGGAGCCGCUGACCAAGAGCUGAUCACCCAAGGCCAGCCUUUCCCAGCCAGGUGUUGCUAGACUACAAUGCCCAUCAUCCUUGACUGUUGGCUAAGCUGGCUGUGGAUGGUGGGAGUUGUAGUCCAACAUCUGUGUGGUGGGCAAAGGUUAAAGAACAAGAAUGGGGAACCUGAGGCCCUCCAUACCUUGCUAUACUACAACUCCCAUCAUCCCUGGCUGUUAACUGUGGAUGAUGGGCGUUGUAGUCCAACAAUACCCAGAGGAGCACAUUGGCUACUCCAGGACUAGAGAGAAUAACCUUGUUGGGACCAGCGUGGGGUGAGAAGGUUUGGGUGGCAUCUUCAAACCAUGCAUUUAAAGCAAAAAGUAAUAAUCCUGGGAGUUGUAGUUUGUUAAGGGCGCUGGGAACUGUAGUUCCAUGUGGUGUGCAGAUGCGUCCUUGAAGAGGAGCUGGUUUUCUUGUUGUGGAAGCUGGUAUUUCCCUUGCCUGUGCCUUAACUAACGCACCACCGUUCCUCUGAGCCGCCCGCAGAGGUUGGACCACGUGCGUGAAAACAGACUCGCUCCAGCAACCGAACGUGGAGGCAGACUUUGGACCGCCGGUUUCCCCAGAGGAAUGCCUUCUGUAAACUUUUACGAAGCUCCUCAUCGAUGCCCAUGCAAGUGACUCAGUACCCCCAGGAAAAGACCCUCGUAGCAUUUGAACAUUCCAGGACGCUCGUAGGGGAGGGACUUCAGUAUCCCAUAACCCGGUCAAUUCGCAGACCUCUGAAAUAGUAAACGCCGACCCCUUAACACCCUCCGUUUGGCUAGCAGAGCCGCCGUCUCUCGUAGCACCCGCCCCUCUCCCUUCACGCAAUCGUGGGGUCAAUUUUGCAACUUUCCGCAAGGGAGGACGGAUCAGAGCGUCCAUUGUAAACUCUGAAAUGUGACUCCUUCCCCACCCGGUUCAAUUUAGGAUUAAAAACGUGACGUUUUGACGGAACUGUUUUCUGCAGUCUGCGGCCGUAUUUGUUCUUAAUUUAUUAAUUUGGUCAUUCCGGCAGUUUGUGAAAAUAAAAUCCACAGCGAAAAUGGCA